Morchella importuna is the source of this 471-nucleotide messenger RNA. RefSeq lists its product as uncharacterized. Gene Ontology annotation, molecular function: thioredoxin peroxidase activity. Lineage: Eukaryota; Fungi; Ascomycota; Pezizomycetes; Pezizales; Morchellaceae. Gene Ontology annotation, cellular component: mitochondrion; cytoplasm; cytosol. The record is from RefSeq and is a predicted model, not a curated record. The coding region runs from base 1 to 471 and encodes 156 amino acids. Gene Ontology annotation, biological process: cellular response to oxidative stress; cell redox homeostasis; hydrogen peroxide catabolic process. The transcript has 4 exons.
AUGGUUUCCGUUGGCAGCACUGUCCCCGCCCCUCCUAAGUCUCUCUGGGAGAAAUCUGACGGCAAUACUGUUUCUUUCCCUACCUCCGGAAAGUACAUCAUUCUUGGUGUUCCCGGAGCUUUCACUCCUCCCUGUUCUUCCCAGAUCCCUGGAUACCUCUCCAAUUACAAUAGGUUUGUUGCAAAGGGUGUUAGCGACAUCUACGUUGUUGCUGUGAACGACAUUUUCGUUGUCAACGCUUGGAAGGAGAAGCUUGGAAAGAACUCUAACGUCCAUUUCGUCGCUGACUGCACCGGUGAGUUCAUCAAGUCUCUCGGACUUGACUUUGACGCCACUGGUCUUCUUGGGAACAGCCGUUCCAAGCGCUUCGCUGCCGUCGUUGAGGACGGAAAGGUUAAGAACCUUUAUGUUGAGGAUGAAGCCCCGGAAAUCACUGUCACCGCCGCGGACAAGGUUCUUGCCAGCUUGUAG